Musca vetustissima is the source of this 1382-nucleotide messenger RNA. Its product is annotated as bromodomain-containing protein DDB_G0280777-like. Lineage: Eukaryota; Metazoa; Arthropoda; Insecta; Diptera; Muscidae. The transcript has a single exon. The record is from RefSeq and is a predicted model, not a curated record. The annotation marks the transcript as partial.
AUGUUGCCAGACAAACAAUAUCCCUUAGCACACGAUAUUGAAUUGAAAAAACAUCAAACAAAUCAAAUCCAACGCAACGACUUCCAUCAGCUGCCACAAAUCUCUGAAAUAUCUGACAAAUCUUUAAAUUCACCAAACAAUCGAAAUAUAUCACUUCAAAGUCUUUUGACAAAUCACCAAACACAAAAGAGGACAAACCCAACUACAGUGGCACAUCGACAACAACUGAACAUUGAAGUCAACGAUGACAGUGACGAAAUCGAUGGUGGCAGUAACAAUAAUUAUUGUAGUGAUAGUUUUCUUGUUAAAAAUAUGAGUAACGAAAGGACCACAAUAGCAUCACUGUCAAGCAGGACAACAUUAAAUGAGGAUGACAUUUAUACUAAGCAAUUCGAGGCAUUGACAAUAGGGUCUUCCAACAGCAACAUCACACCAUCAAAUGUUUGUCACCCUAAAGGCCAAGAGGCUAAUGAGGAGCCUAGUGGUUUUGAUGACGAUGCCAAUAACCAUUCGAACAUCUUUGACAAACGACAUCAAGUUAUGGCUGACGACAAUAUGGCUGAUGUGGCUUCACAACACAACAUCAACAACAGCAAUGAUGACAAACAAAAUCUUGACAAUACCGUAACACCACCAAUGAUGUUUGAAACCAACAACAAAACCGAUUGUAAAGAGUAUCACAAAGUUUUUAAUAAAACCAUUGACAGUGAUGAUGCUGCCGAGAAUAGCGGCAACAAUCACAAGACAACAGCAAAGACAGCUGUUGAACAGCGAUCUGAUGAAACGACUGAUGUUGCUGACAACUGUAAAGUUGACAAUGUUAAACACAAUGAAUGUCAUAAAACUUUUAGUUCUUGCUCGUCUUUAGAAUCUGCAGCAUUGGCGACGUUACGAUUGCAUGCCAUGCCAACAAAUCAAACAACACACAACAUGUCACUUCACAUCAAGCCAGAAGAAUAUGUUGCGAUUCCAACUUUGAUGACUGCUGCCACUUUUUCUUCUUCUGCAUCGUCAUUGGAACACUCCGAGAAGCAUAAAUUUCAAAGCCACGAAGCAAUGAAUCAGCCGACAUAUUCAUCUGUACCGUCACUGAGGCCGUCAUAUGAUUUCAUGCAACAAAGUUACCAACACCAUCAGCUCUAUCAGUAUCACCAUCCCCACCAGGAAGAGCAAUUUCGAAGUCACCAUCAACAUCUGCCUCAACAGCAACACAAGCAACGUUUCCAGCAUCAUAAUCAUCAUCAGCUAUCACAACAGCAGUAUACGGACAAUGUUUCCUUCUUCCCCAUCGCAUCACAUACUGCCUUACAGGAGAAUUAUGGUGUAUGUUCAACUGGUGCCGGUGUGGGAGAAUCGUCAACAACAACUUCAUUGACCAUAUG